This is a messenger RNA of Ruditapes philippinarum (Manila clam), 4506 nucleotides long. RefSeq names its product neurogenic locus notch homolog protein 1-like. Gene Ontology annotation, molecular function: calcium ion binding. The record is from RefSeq and is a predicted model, not a curated record. The coding region runs from base 23 to 2815 and encodes 930 amino acids. The transcript has 16 exons. Gene Ontology annotation, biological process: establishment or maintenance of epithelial cell apical/basal polarity; heterophilic cell-cell adhesion. NCBI's taxonomy places the organism in Eukaryota, Metazoa, Mollusca, Bivalvia, Venerida, Veneridae. Gene Ontology annotation, cellular component: protein-containing complex; plasma membrane.
ACCAUCACUUAUAUCUUCAGAAAUGUUCUUGAAUUCGCUGGCUAUAUAUAGACAUGUCCUGGUAGCUGAUGGGAUUACAAAUCAUCGAUCUUCAUGUGGAUAUGAUAUAUCAGCAGCUGACUUUACAUCGGACGAUCUUGUUAGUGGCAAUUCUGUAGUUCAGACUGAGCCAUCUUCUUGUGCAGCUACCAAUUUCUGCGCUGAUGAUCCAUGUGGCCAACAUUUGUGUACAAACACACAAUCUGGCUUUCUAUGCACGUGCUCUGGUGGAUACACGGGAACAAGAUGCGAAUUACCACCUGACAAUUGUGAAGUAAAUGAGUGUCAAAAUGAUGCAACAUGUCUUAGUGGCAGUCAUAAUUACACAUGUUUAUGCAAACCUGGAUAUCGUGGAAUCUUUUGUCAAACUCCACCAAUAAAUGGUGGAUGGAGUCCUUGGACAAGCUGGGGAGAAUGUACAUCAAGUUGUGACGGAGGUGUGAGGCAGAGAAACAGAACAUGUGAUAAUCCUAGUCCAGGGCAAUAUGGCAAACAAUGUGUUGGUGAUGUGAUGGAGCAGAUUCAGUGUAAUAUAGAUCCAUGCAAUAUUACUAGUCCGUGUUUAAGCAAUCCGUGUGAAACACACAGGUGUGUAGAGAAGUCAGGUGGUUUUUUAUGUAUAUGCAGUCCCGGCUAUACUGGUGAUCUAUGCCAAACCCCGAUUGACCACUGUGAACCAAAUCCUUGUCAAAACGGAGGUUCAUGUCAAAAUGGAGCGAACAACUUUACCUGUAUUUGCCCUGAAUCAUUUCAAGGGAAUCUAUGUGAUGAAGAAACUGUUUCGUCAUCAUACUGGACCUCAUGGUCACAAUGUACAGUUACCUGUGGUGGCGGCGUUUCUAUCAGGUCACGUGUCUGUGCGCACAAUAUCAGUUGUAAUGAGCAUAUAGAGUCAAGAUUGUGUAAUAACGCUUCUUGUGCAGUUGAUUUCUGCCAGUCAUCGCCUUGUGGUACUAACCUUUGUAUAUCAAGUGAAGAUGGAUUUAAGUGUACUUGCGAUGCUGGUUUUACCGGUGUAAGAUGUGAUACUCCUGUAGACUUUUGUGACGAAAAUAGUUGUGAGCACGGACAAUGUAGCAAUAAAGCAACCGGAUAUGAAUGUUUAUGUGAUGAAGGAUAUAAUGGACAUCUCUGUAAUGUUCUAGAAGAAACUGUUGGUUGGGGUUUAUGGUCUGAAUGGACUGUGUGUAAUUCUACAUGUGGUUUAGGACAAAGACAAAGAAACAGAAUGUGUGAUAAUCCACCUCCUAUACAAGGUGGUGAAACAUGUGACGGAGAUGGAGAAGAAACCGAAGCAUGUUAUACAGACUGUUAUGAUGCAUGCUCAUCUAAUCCUUGUGGAGACAUACACAAAUGUAUAUCUGAUGGUACUGGGUAUAAAUGCCAAUGUAAAGACGGAUACACAGGUUUAGAUUGCUCAUUAGCACCUGAUAAUUGUCAACCAAACCCUUGUGGAAACUCUGGUAAUUGUGUAAGCAUGUCCGACGGUUUUAUCUGUACGUGUGUUAAUGGCUUCAGUGGAUCUACGUGUGAUAUCAUACUAGACAAAAGUGUUUGGGAACCAUGGUCAGGAUGGAGCUCGUGCAGUGUGACAUGUGGUAAGGGAGUACAAAGUCGCCAAAGGGAAUGUAAGCUUGGUACCAAUGGAAAUGAGUGUUCUGGAUAUAACACAGAGGAAAGAGUAUGUGAUGAAGAUUCGUGUCCAAUAUGUCCGGUGUUAAAAAGGACAUAUGGAAUGGUAAAAACGUGUGAAAAAACUGAAGAGGUCAUUACUUGUACACUGAGAUGUCUUCCUGGAUAUUUUCCACCAAACAGUACAUAUAGCUCAGAGAACUGGACAGUUGUUUAUCAAUGCAGUCCGUUCUCGUUCUAUACCUGGAAUAUGACUGAUGUUUCGCCAUCAUGUACAAGGGAAUCCGUUAGGCCACGUCGCAUAAAUGCUGUCGCUUCAAUGCGGAUUUCCCCGCACAUUUCUUGUGAAAAAUCGUCUGCAUACGAAGUGGGUGUGCGAAAUAUCGUGUCUGGUUCUGUUUGUCAUCGUGGGAUCAGCUGUAAAGCCAAUGCAGACGUUACUCAAUGUGGCAACAGAAAAAGGCGCCAAACAACCGCAGAUAAUAGCGAAAUCGCAUUCACUUUUACGUUUGAGUUCGACAAUGGAACUGACUCUGGUAACAACAAUAUGACAGACUACUGGGAUACAAUUGAAGACUCUCUUUCACCAUUAUCAACAAACUCUGGUGACUGGUUGGGAGUUGUAAUAGAUGGUGUUACAUAUGUAGCAGAUACAGCAAAUAUAACCAAAGAAGCGAGUCUUGAAUGUAGUAGUGGAUACUUUUUACAGGAUGAAAAUGACAUUUGCGUUGGUUGUUCUCCCGGCACAAUGUAUGAUGCUAGACAUGGUUACUGUAUCUCGUGCCCAUUUGGAACUUACCAGGAACUCGCAGCCCAAAGCUCGUGUGUAUCAUGUCCAGAUGGCUACACGACAAACAUCACUGGUAGCUACGAUCAGUACGACUGCUAUUAUUCAGAAGAAACAGAAAACAAUGGUGACAAUGACGAUAUAGAUGUUAUAAUUGGUGCAGCAGUAGGAGGAUGUAUUUUUGCUAUACUUGUAGUUAUUAUCGGAAUCAAAAUCAAGAUGAAAAGGGUUCAAAAGAAAAACAGAAUCAACAAUUCAACUGUAACACUGAAUGAAAAGAAACUGGAGAGACAGAAAACAUCUACCAGCAUUCAGAGUACAUCACAUAUACCUAUAUCUGUAGCGGACAUUGAAUAGUUUAACAGUUAUACCUCAAGCAAUACAGGAUAUUGAUAUAAAGUUACACAUGAUAUUGAUAAGAGUUAACAGUUUAUAUAUUACAGUUAAUGACUAUGCGUAAGUGUGCAAUACCAUGUGAUUAUUUUAAGAUAUUAUAAUUAUAAAUUAAUGUGUAGCGGGUAUUGAUGUUAGGAUUUUUUAUUAUUUCAACAAUCGUAAAUGUAUUUGUUUAUAAUUUGUAUCGUUUUUAUGUAGAUGAAUAAUUCUCAUAAUCUUAUAUCGUACAAUUCAUUUAUGCCUUAAAAACGAAUAAAUUUUUGUUUCUUAAAAUGGACACUGAAAUUUAAGCAUUUAAAAUAAGGCGUUAGAGGCAUUUAGAUGUUUGUAACCUGAAGAAAAUAGCGUAACGUGUAAAAUAGAUUGUUAUAAAAGUAGCAAAAUAUAAACAAAGAUGUAUUUGUACAAACUACUUGAUCACUAUGAUUGUACGAUUUGCCACAGAGCUUCUGAAGAAAAACGUUCAGUUAAUUAGUCAGAGCUUUUGAUAAUAGACAUUUCUGAAGUAUAAUCGGCCUAUAACAGAUCUCAACAUUGUUUUGUUUUUAAUUUUUGUUUGGUUGGGGGAGGGGAGGGGGCGGAUAUUACGUUUUGGUUGAUUAAUUUUCAAUAACGUUUUAAAUAAAUACCUUUCAUGGUAUCAAGUCAAACAAUUGUUUGAAUUGAUCAUAGCAUAAUCAGUAUUUUAUUUAUGUGGUUUAUACUUUUACAUCAGUUUUAUUAUACGGUUUGUAUAUUAUUGUAAAACUUACAUUAUUUUAACAAUAUUAUGUUAGCUAAUAUAUAUCAGUUACAACAUUCAUUUAUAUCAUUUCGAACAAUGUUAUAGACAAUUUGAUGUUACAAUUAUUUCAUCAUUCCAGAAGAAGUAAAGGACGUGAAACUUUUGAAAAUUAGACUAGUUCAGUAGUACCUUAAUAUGAACAAUACUUCUGCGAGUAAAAUAAAAUAAACAUUUUAAAAGAUUUCUGCUUUCUGUUAUACAGUCAUGUUUUCAUCAUACGGAAUACAAGUUCAUAUUAAAACAGUCAAACAAAGUGUAAUCAAAAUAUAGUCUAGCCUGUAAUAUCAAAAUUUGCACAGUACAUUGUAAAUUUUUACAGACGCGUAAGACACAAUCGAUGUUAUAUAAAAUGUUUUGGCUGCUAGCGAUAUAUUUCUUAUUUCUCUAGUACACAAUAUAUAACAGAAGACAAUUAUAUUUUCGUUUUGUUUCACUUUUAUUUUAUUUUUUAUCUUUGUUAACAUAAUUACAUUGAAAUGUAUUUCUGUGUUUUUGUUUGUUUGUUUUUUUUGUUGUUGUUUUUUUUGUUGUUGUUGUUUUUUUCGAUUGUUUUUUGUUUUUCUUGUUUUCGACAUUUUAUUUGUCAUAACGGUCUUUCUACAUGCGAGCUUACUUUAAUAAAGCAUGAGUAUUUUCUAUGACGUUGAGCGUGUUGAAACAUUUUCCACUUCACAUGCCGUACAGGAACUGCAUGGAUUGUUCCUUUGUAUGCAUCGGAAAAUUAGAUUCCGAAAACACUUCUAUAAAAUGGGAAACAAAUUUACUACUCAUUUGUAUCAACACUUUAGAAUGGUCGGCCAUUCUUUUAAACAUAUAACAAUUCAGCCAAUUGAAAAAAAAUAUUUACGAUUCUGAUACAUCGUUUAGU